AUGUCAGGAGCAACACCGAAGUCCACCGAACAACCAGCCAAACCCCUGGCGUCCUACUCAUUGAUACGCAAGGUUCCUUUUGAUCCGCCUCAUCAGCAAUUCUUAUACAUAUCCGGAACCACAGCACGGCUUUCCGACGGGCAGAUCCCUCCGUAUGGCUAUCAGCUCGACGACUCUGUAGCACAAGAUGUUGCAGCGGCGACACAGACGGAAACUAUAUUCUCUAAGAUCGCUUCAGCUAUUGACAACUCAUCUGGUGGAGCUGCGGGCCUAGAGUCUCUUGUGGAGAUGACGAUUUUCGUCACGAAUUUAGAGAAACACUAUGGCGCUGUGAACAAUGUUUAUAAUAGAGUUAUUGGGAAACUUUUUCAUGAAAAGGGGCUUCCGCUGCCGGCCAGAACUUGUGUGCAGGUCAGCGGCAUGCCUCCCGAUGCAAGAACGUUGGUGGAGAUAAAGGGAAUUGCUGUUAUAUCAUACACAUAA
Hypoxylon trugodes is the source of this 483-nucleotide messenger RNA. RefSeq lists its product as uncharacterized. NCBI's taxonomy places the organism in Eukaryota, Fungi, Ascomycota, Sordariomycetes, Xylariales, Hypoxylaceae. The transcript has a single exon. Gene Ontology annotation, cellular component: cytosol. The coding region runs from base 1 to 483 and encodes 160 amino acids. Gene Ontology annotation, molecular function: deaminase activity. The record is from RefSeq and is a predicted model, not a curated record.